CUACUAUAUAACAAAUAAUUUGAGAAUUAUGUCACAAUGACAAAGACAGUUGAGAAUUAUUCAUGUCCGUAAUAUGUGUAAAAUCGGAAUAUGGGACUUGGCAACGAGUAUGAGAGCAUAGUUGAAACUGACAUCGAAAGUGAGAUCAAGAACCACCUCAAGGAAGGCAUUCAAAAGCUACUCGUACUCACAAACAAGUCAAUUGAAUUGGAGGAAGCUGCAUUAGAUGAGUUUGGUCAGAUCAUCUUCACCCUUUUACAAGAAUUAGUUGACUGCGCCCCACUUACCACUAAAGAUGUUGAAGAUUAUGUCUCCAGAGCAUACCCAGAAGACAUAUACAAAGAGUGCAAGCUAAAGGGACAAGCUGUCUACAACAAACUACACAAGAAAAGGGGCACUAUUAGCAGGCGUAUUAAUGAUGGGUUAAAACUGAAAUUUCCUGUUGAGGCCAUAUUUCUUUCUUGUAAAAAAGAAUGGGACCGCCGUGGUGGAAGUGUGGAGUACAAGCUCAUCGUUUACAUGUUAGCCAUGUUAGAACACAUCGCUACACUGUUACUGAAGCGCGCAUCUGCGCUUGUGGAGGAACUGUCCAAGAAUAGUGGUGGGAACACUAAACCAGUCAUUACCUGCAAAUACAUCAAGAUUGCACGAAACUAUCAUGAGGAAUUGCGGAAGUUGUUUGCAGAUGAACGAAGGGGAACUGUGAUGAAGCCAGCUUUUAGAACAGAACCUGCUCAGACUUACGAAGAGGCAGUCAGACGAUUUAUGUCAGAUCAAGCUAAUUACAUAAGGGAUUUACAGAUUAUUGUCAACAAAAUCAUGCCAAUUUUCGCCAAAAAGGAAUCAGGACUAUCAGAAGACAUGGUCGAUUUGCUGUUUGGAAACGUCAAAGAAAUCUUACUUUUUGAGUUAAUAUUUCAAAACGACCUGGAGGAAGCCAAGGAAAUGAUCAGACAAGACUCCUCAUUUCACGUUGGAGUUGUUUUUGUCGAGAAAGCUCUGGUUGAAGAUUAUGACGUUUACGCGUACUAUGCGAAUAACUACAAGGAUGUUGUCCCCAUAUUUGAGAAACUUCUUGAUGAUCCAGAAUUUGUCUCUUAUCUAGAGGGGGAAGUCGAGAGUCUAGGAUUUACACAACCGUAUGUGACAGACAGGAUUAUCCCUCGUUUUAUGGGAACGCUGCUCAAGGAACCUUUGUAUCAUCUGCUUCAUAUUCAUCAGACUGUUGAUGAUUUACUUACUUUUAUGAGUGCCCCGAAUCUGAACACAGAAGAAGACAGAAAAAACGAAGUGGAGUUUUUGAAGCAAACCAUGGAAAACUUUGCAAGGAUUUCAGAUAUCUUGCUGCAGAUAGAGCAAGACUAUCCACACAGGGACAAUGCUCCUCACCUUACACCAAGAAAAGCUGGCGUCCUGAGAGCAUACAGUGCUUUCGAGAAGAUCGAACAUUUUGGGGAGAGCUAUCAGACCUUCUCCCAGAUCUGCAGCGAGCACAUUCUUAAUGGAAACUUGUACAUCGCUACAGAUAAACGAGAACCAAAACUGAAGCACUGCUACUUAUUUGACGGCAUGAUCAUCAUAUGUGCAAGGGACGUAAACGCCAAAGCAACCAACCUCCGAACCCCCUUCAAAGAAAAGUACUUGGUCAAGGAUCUGACUCAGAUCAAUGAUUAUGGUCCUGAAGAUGCUUGCUUUGAUGUUGUGUUCAGAGAUACAGAAAUUAAGUUCCAAGCGAAGAACUGGCGUCACAAAGAUGAGUGGGUAUCAGCUCUGUUGAUCCUCACUGCUCGAAAGGUCCUCACUCAAGUGGCACAACAGGAAGAAACUACCUAUCUAGACUUUUAUUCUCUUCUCCCUAGCCAAUAUGGGUUUACGGAGCCGGAUACAGACAGCAAUAUUCGGUUUAUCGACAACAAGUCCAAGAGUUACACCUCCAUACCUACCAUCGCUCAGGGGACACUAGCUAAGCUUGUCGAGCGAGUCACUUACCAUAAAUACACAGAUUUGGCACUAGUGAAGCAGUUUUUGACGACAUUUCGGUUUUUCGCAAAACCUCGCGAGAUCUUGGAACUGCUGAUGCAGAGAUACGAUAUUCCUCUUCCAGAAGACUUGGAGAACAACACAGACGAUAUUGUCAAGAUCGAAAUAAAGAAGAGACUACAAAAAGAGUACAUAAAACCAGUACAACUACGUGUUAUCAACGUUAUGCGACACUGGAUUGAUUAUCACUUUGAUGAUUUUGAAAAGGAGACGGAACUUGUGUCAAUCAUGAUGGGAUUCUUUGAAGUUUGUAAACGAAAGCAGACCACAAUGAGAAAGUGGAUAAACCCGCUGGAGAGGACUAUACAGAGGAAACAGGAGCACCAGCAAAGAAAGAGAGGGGACAGUGUGGUGGGGAGCUCUGAACCUGUUGUCUGGCAUCUCUCCCGGCUCCAGGAAGAGUACUCCUUGUUCUCCUUACAUCCUCUGGAGAUCGCAAAACAAGCGACCUUGAUUGAAAACGAGUUUUACAGAAGCGUCACCCCUCAAGAGUUACUCGGGUCACACGAAGAGAAACAGGGUGGCAACAUGGCUAAGAUGGUCAACUUUUCGGAGCGCUUUGUCUUCUGGAUCCGCCAGAGCAUUGUGGAGACUCAGAACCUUGAUGAGCGGAUAUACGUAGCUUCCCGAGUUUUCGAAGUUAUGGAGUAUCUGAAAAGUAUGAACAACUACACUGGUGUGUUCGAAGUUAACAGUGCUUUGAGAAGUGCGGAGGUUUACCGAUUAGACCACACCGUUAAGAAGCUCUUCAAAGAGAAAGAAGAAGUCCUGAAAGAAGUUGGUGAUUGGCCAGCAAUGAAUUUUAAGAGCUACAAAGAACUGUUGAAGAACUGUGAUCCUCCUUGCAUACCUUUCAUUGGGAUUUACAAAACGAAGAUAAUGCACACACAAGACGGAAACCGAGACAGGAAGGACGAAAUGAUAAACCUGACCAAGUUCCGUAUGAUAGCUGAUAUUAUCUCGGAGAUUAAACUCUAUCAAAAUGAGAGAUAUAAUUUCGCUCCUGAGGACUCGAUUCAGGAUUUCUUGAGGAAUUUGGAUCCUUUUAGAGGUCGAACGUCCGACGAGCUGCAGACAGAUUUGUACAAUUUGAGUCUGGAUAUAGAACCGAAAGGAGCUCCACCUAAAGCUUAUCCUCGUACCAAUAAGUGGAACAUAACUGUGGUGCCCCAAAAAGUGAAAAGAUCAGGAUCGUUGAUGGGAGCAGGCAGGGCGGGAAAAUCAGACUCAGUUCGGCGCCACAGAGACAGCAGUCUUAGUGACGCUAGCGAGGGCGGUCUCAGGACUCCUGGUAGCAAGAAUACGGUGUCUCCUGGAAGCACCAGAUCUCCAAAAGAGUUCUUUGGGUACAAGUUUUCAAACAGUGGCCGAAGUGCCACCAGUGAUCACGAAUCACCCGAGUGUUCGCCCGUCCUACCUCCCUCCACAAGUGAAGCUUCGGACGACUGCACAGAACCUUCUCCACGAACCUUAUCUCGAGCCGACUCAGCAGAAGAUUCACCGAAACCCCCUAUUCCGGCUCGAGAUCCCAAACCGCCAGCUCCACCAGUUCCACCAGUCCGCGAUCCAAUUCUUCCGCCAGCGCCCCCAGCCAGGAAGAAAAGUGCAGUAGGGUUGCCAUACACCAUCCGAGAAAAGCAGUCUCCGACCACUUCCCCCUCGGAUGACGGAGAAUAUCUAGAUACGAUAUUCAACAAAGCCCCACCUCCGCCGGCGUCACCCAAACCCCCGCCUACGCCGCCCAAAGCGAGCCCUCUGCCGCCUAAAGGCGGUCACGUACCUCCUAAAUCUGCACAACUUCCUCCUAAACAAAGUCCGAUGGUUGCUCCUAACACUCCACCCAAAAUACCUCCACACCACCCGCCAAUGCCAAAGAGGUUGAGUUCAACAACCCCACUUGCCAGCAUCAUCGAGACGAAGGAACGGGAUUCAUCCGGUACAUCAGGUGAGUCGUUAUCUGAUAUCCACGCUGCAGCUAAGUUGGUUCACAUAGACGAACGGAGCCACGUUCCUGGGAUGGUAAGGCUGCCCCUGCACGGCCAAUGGGUGUCACCGGGUGUCAGCAGUCGGAACAGUGGAGCCUCCAGUCGACACAUUUACUCUUCAGCUACCGAUCAUCGGGAUCAUGCGCAUGUUCGGCAGAAGAAGAACAAACCACCUCCGUUGUCGGUAUCCACCUCACCAACUCAGGCUCCACACCCCAUCACACCUACUCGCCCGACCUCCGUCUCUUCUGACGCGAGGAAACCGCCGCCACUGCCGCCCAAAACCGCCAGCAGGGCGCCCAUGCCAAAACCGGGCCCGCCGCCCUUGCCGCCUAGACGAACUAGCAAAUAGUGGUGCCGUUUUUGCAUGAGGGCUUGUGCAGUUGUUUUAUAGCUCAAUAGUAGCAGGUUUAUUGUAAAUUGUUAGGCUGGGAAGGCAGAGUAAGGUGAUGAACUCAAAACUACCUUGGAUUGAAGGUUUUAGAACUUGAGGAAGGUGAACUGGUUGUUCUGAAAGAUUGUUCUAGAAGUUUAGGAAGGUGCUGGUGAUUCUGAGAUCCUUCUCACGCAACAUUCUGAUCUAUGAUUUACACUGUGAUUACAAGAUUGUUAUUUUUGAUAAAUUUUGAUUUUUCUUUUAUAUAAUUCUUGAAUUUAAACUUGAUGAUAUUGAGAUUUAACAUUUUUUCCCCUCUAAACUCACCUCACAAAAUUGGCGUGCUCCCUUGCGGUGUGCUGCCGAAGAAUCCCCGCAACAUUCAUAACCCCCGAAAUUACGUCCCUAUAUUCUUGGAUAUUUCGGCAGUGGGAUAAAUUGCUGAGGCUAAGAUUUUCCACAUUUCAUAAUGCUGUGGCUUGAGAUAUAAGAUUAUGACUAUUUUAAGUUAGACGGUCCGGCCGUUGCGGUAAGGGAACCCCUUCGCUGUUGAUAUGUUCACAUUUAGUUAACUUAUUGAAACGGGGAAAUCAAACCCAGUGUAAUUACAGAAUCUAGCUUUAGGUUUACGAAUUGUGUUAGGUUUAUGUUUUUGUGGUUAAGCUCCCUUCUUGUCACCUGUUUCAGGUGUCACCUUAUCUGUCACCUAAUAAUUUUCGGUACAUGUUUGUAUCUGUUUGUAGUCGGUUUUAUGGCUUUUAGUUUGUAAAGUUUAUAGCAGCUAGCUCGAUUUAGUUUUCUAUAUUAUUUUGGUUUUCUAAUCAACACUUUUUUUAGUAUUCUCUAAAUCUUAUACAUUUGUACUGUUGAAUUUUGCGAGUAUGAAACGGCGGCAACAAUUUGUACUUUCUUGCUCUUUAAAUUCUUUAUCCAAUGAAUAUGCGAGUGAAUUGCCGAUAGCUUAUUGUAUAAAAUCGUUUUGAAACCUUUAUCAUUUAUAUAUUUGAAA
Molecule: messenger RNA, 5410 nt
Organism: Bolinopsis microptera
Lineage: Eukaryota; Metazoa; Ctenophora; Tentaculata; Lobata; Bolinopsidae
Product: eukaryotic translation initiation factor 5B-like
Exons: 32
Coding region: 91-4377 (1428 amino acids)
Biological process (GO): positive regulation of GTPase activity; Ras protein signal transduction; translational initiation
Cellular component (GO): plasma membrane; cytoplasm; mitochondrion
Molecular function (GO): translation initiation factor activity; GTPase activity; guanyl-nucleotide exchange factor activity
Source: RefSeq, a predicted model, not a curated record